Messenger RNA from Theobroma umbraticum, 704 nucleotides. It is a transcript of the gene PLSP1, whose product is annotated as plastidic type i signal peptidase 1. NCBI's taxonomy places the organism in Eukaryota, Viridiplantae, Streptophyta, Magnoliopsida, Malvales, Malvaceae. Gene Ontology annotation, cellular component: chloroplast thylakoid membrane. The record is from RefSeq and is a predicted model, not a curated record. Gene Ontology annotation, biological process: thylakoid membrane organization. Gene Ontology annotation, molecular function: serine-type endopeptidase activity.
AAUUUUCAGGUUUCAUACUACUUCAGGAAGCCAUGUGCUGAUGAUAUUGUCAUUUUUAAAAGUCCACCAGUUCUUCAGGAAGUAGGAUACACUGAUGAAGAUGUCUUCAUUAAACGAAUAGUAGCUAAGGAAGGUGAUAUUGUGGAGGUUCAUAAUGGUAAGCUUAUUGUUAAUGGGGUUGUUCGAGAUGAAGACUUCAUCAAUGAAGCACCUUCUUACGAAAUGACACCAGUUCGAGUACCGGAGAACUCAGUCUUUGUGAUGGGUGACAAUCGUAAUAAUAGCUAUGAUUCCCACGUUUGGGGUCCCCUCCCUGCCAAGAAUAUCAUAGGAAGAUCAGUAUUCCGCUAUUGGCCUCCAAAGAGGAUAGGUGGCACAGUACUUGAGCGUGGCUAUGCAGUUGACAAGCAGGAGAGUGUGAAAGCAUCUGAAUAGAUAUUCAGCCUACCGAUUUUAUUUGACCAAAGUAAUCCUUUGGCUGUUUACACCAUUUCCCCUGAUGUCUCUGUUUUCUUUGUUUACUCAUUGUGAGCUUUUAAUCCCCUUUUUUUACUCUCCCAAAAUUUCUGCAAUAGCAUUUUUUAGCAGACAGGUUAUUCUUGAAGGACAGGUCCCUUAUUUGGCCUGCUAUAUGAUUUUCAUGCGACUAUAGAUUGACCCUUGUAAUGAUUAAUGCAAUGAAUAUUCUGUUCUCUAUCUUUUCA